Gambusia affinis (western mosquitofish) is the source of this 3957-nucleotide messenger RNA. Its product is annotated as globoside alpha-1,3-N-acetylgalactosaminyltransferase 1-like. Gene Ontology annotation, molecular function: hexosyltransferase activity. The transcript has 11 exons. Gene Ontology annotation, cellular component: membrane; vesicle; Golgi apparatus. The coding region runs from base 497 to 1804 and encodes 435 amino acids. Lineage: Eukaryota; Metazoa; Chordata; Actinopteri; Cyprinodontiformes; Poeciliidae. The record is from RefSeq and is a predicted model, not a curated record. Gene Ontology annotation, biological process: carbohydrate metabolic process.
UUUCAUUGGAGAGUUUGGUUCGAAAAUUUGUUGACAGUCCCUAAGUGAACCUCCGAGCGCUUGAGGAGGGAGUGGUAGAGAACGGCUGGCCGAAAUUACCGUUCAUAAAUCGGAUCAUCCUUGAGCUAGGCGCCGCUCACUCCCACCAUGAAAACAACUUCGUUGCGGUAGUUCUAACGGCACAAACGGAGUAACCCACUUUGGUUCGUUUUGGAGCAAUAUGGAGGAUGGUGAACUCUGCAUGACCUAGAAUUUUUUUUUUAAUAUUCAGAAACCAAAGCUGCCCAAAAAAAACAUUUUAACGGCACAGACGGAGCACUGACCACUCAGACUAUUUGCUGGAUUUUGUUUUGAGGUGGGAGGGGUGUCAGUUUCACUCAGCUGUUUGAGCUACAGUCUUCUGGCUUUAAAAACAUUCGGUGAUUUUGUCAAACAUGGAAAAGAGAAAUGAAAAUGUUUCUUUCCCCUGUCAGUUCAGUGCAGCUUCCUGACGAUAAUGAUGAGAACAUCCUACCCCUCGCCUUGUGGUUUUGUCCCUCCCUGUGGAAACUGCUAUGUGUUAAAAUGUUUACCUCCCACUCCCUGCCGGAUAGCAAGUUCCAGUAAAGCGCCCCAGAACCUGCGCAUCUCUCUUCAGUUUCUGCUCGACGCUUUCUUACUAACUUCCGGUGAUUCUAACGGAUUGAAAAUGCAGCGGAACAUCACCAAGUCCCAUCUCUUGUUCGUGGCAGUUUUUCUUGGCCUCCUAUUAUUUUGCAGCUACCGGUACUUCAUCCAGCACUUAACCUUUACCAACCUUUGCAAGCCAAUUGUUUUCCCCGAGAAGGAUUUACUUGAAUUGGAAGAUAAGCUUAAUGAGAUAAAUAACAAGGACAAGGAUGGGCAGAGCAGGAAAAGCUGCAGGAAGAUUGAUGAAUCAUGGGUAAUGGAAUCAGGACUAAAAUACGAACAGCCACAGGCGCUGACUGGACGGACAGAUGUAAAUGCUGUGACAAACUGGAAUGCUCCUCUCGUCUGGGAAAGGACCUUUGACCCCGUGGUUAUUGAUUCAAUCUAUAAGAAAAUGGACCCAAGAAUAGCUGUGGUGGUUUUUGCUGUUGGCAAAUACACUCGUUUUCUACAGAAAUUUAUUGAGUCAGGAGAAAAGCAUUUCUUUGUUGGCUUCAAUGUCACUUACUACGUUCACACAGACAGAAAGGAUGAAGUCCCCAAGCUUUCUCUGGGUGAAGGCAGGAAGGUGACAGUCGAGGCCGUCCCAAGUGCAAACCGCUGGCAGGAUGUGGUGCUGGGAAGGAUGAAAUGGGCGACCAUCACCAUUGAAAAGAAGAUCCUUAAAGAGGCGGAUUAUCUGUUCAUGAUGGACAUAGACAGCGAGUUCCGUUCCCGGUUUGGAGCCGAGGCCCUCAGUCGUCUUUCAGCUGUACUUCACCGGGGAUACUACAAGGCGACGCCAAGGGACAGUUUUCCUUAUGAGCGUCGACCUCAGUCCAAAGCCUUUAUUCCUGCUGGGGAAGGAGACUACUACUACACUGCAGCGGUGUGGGGUGGAUACCUGGAGGACAUGUACAAGCUAGUCAAGUACUGUUACGAAAUGUCAGAGGAGGAUGCCAAAAACAAGAUCGAAGCUGUUUGGCAGGAGGAGAGUCAUCUCAACAGGUACCUGUUGACCAACAAACCGACCAAGGUGCUGUCUCCAGAAUACCUGUGGUCUGACUAUGAUAAAGUAUCGCCUGACAUUAAAGUCGUAAGGGUCUCCCAGUUGAUUAAGAACUAUGCAGAGGUUCGUCCAAAUGGUGGACACUGAUGCUCAAACUUCAGGAGAUGGACUCAGGUUCUGCUCACUUUGCCUCUUUGUAGUUUUGGUGUUUGGGUUUAGAUCAGUGGCUCCCAACCCCCGGGCUGUUGCGAGUUUUAGGUCUGGUUCACACGACGUGAUUUAAGAAUUGACGGCCGAUUUUCCAAUCUUCUGUGACCACAGAGCCGAUAAAAGUCCAACAGGUUCGAUCGGUUCGUGAGUCCAGCCACACGGCAGGAGCAACACACCACAUCCCGAUUCCAGAAGAAAAUCCAGUAAAGCCCCCAACAUACCAUACGUGAAUUUAGAAUAAACAAACACGGAUGACGAUGUAGAACCAGUAGUGACAGUUUGUGGACUCAAUUUAAGUGACAAAAAACGUAACAAAAAGAAAAAGCGUUUGAUAAAAGAUGGCGGGAGCAGCUGCGCUAUUUGUUGCUCUAUGAUUUGGAGGUGAGUUAUGUUUUUUGUAGUUAAUAUUUUUAACUGAAUAAACAUAACCACACAUAUAAAAAUGACCUUUUCAAAAAUGACCGCGUUCUCGCUCCCAGUCAGGGAAAAACCCCACAGGCUGUGGUAAUCAGGCCAAGAUAAUGUUGAAUUUUUUUUUUUUUUUAAAACAACUUAAAGUGCACAAACACUUUUUUUGGCUCCCCUUUUAAAAAUGUAAUUCAAAAAACUUCUUUCAGUGAAAAUACAUCCUGUACUAUACAUGUGUUUUGCGUUUGUGUGGAUUUAAUGGAUUUUAAAAAAAUGCUAUAGUAUCUUUAAAAGGAAUUGUCAUUUAUUAUAAAUUUUUCAGGUGAUCACAUCUGUUUUAGGACUCCAGACAAUUGAUCAACAUUGUUUACAGAAUAUUGAUGUUAUAUAACAAGAUAUUCCUAUUGGCAAAUGGAUUUUCUUUUGAAUUAAUUACAUUUUAAACCAUUUUGAAAAGGAAAUUAUUCCUUUGAAGAAACCUCCUUGAAUCAACAAUCAGAUGUUUAUUUUAUUUUGCCCAUUGGUUUUACAGAUUCUCCCACAGAAAUAAAACAUAAAUAAAUGACGACUUGUAAUCAUCUCUACCACAGCAGCCAAAAAGUGUAGAAAAUGCAGGAUGUUAAAGUACUUAAAAUUACAUUGUGCACACUACUGCCCCUUUCAAAAAGCUCUGGAAGACAACCUCAUUAUUUUACCACAUUAGUGCCUGUUGAUAAAUCAUUUUAAAGAGGCAGUAUAUAUAAAACCAACAUAUUAUAAUGUUAUUCCCUCACCAAAACCAUAGCUGGAGUGCUGCUUUGAUUUUUUUUUUCACACAUUUGAAAUCUUUUAGUUUCCCCUGGCGGCCAUUUUAGAUGCAACAACUCCUCCACUCAGCUCCUGCAGACUAGCCACCAGCAAUUAGCAAACACCUGAUGGAACUGCACAUCUGCUGAGCUCAUUACCCUAGCUACUUAUACGUGCACUGUUGGUAAAAGCAUUAAUAUUGUUUUGUUUUGCUGACAUACUGAAGGAGUGUCAGAAGGAGCAGGGGUUUCUUAAAGAGACAGAUGCCCAAUUUUAAGGCAUUCAAAUUUGAAGAAUUUGUCUGUAGUCAUGUGUCUUUUUAGUCAUUUUUAUAACAACUCCAGGUAACAUAGUUACUUUAUUGCGCUGUAAAAUGACACAAUGUGCCUGGAAUAUACAUAAUACUGCCUCUUUUACAAGCUCUUUUUAAUUUCUGAUAAAAAGAUUUUUAAAGAUCAUGUUUUCUAUUUGAGACUUUUUUUUUAUUGUGGUAAAACUGCUUUUCUUUCCUAUAUGGAUCUCAGGAAUAUUUUUAUAAAGGCAAAAAUCAGUUUAAAAAACACAUAAUCACAUAUCAAACUAAGAGUAGAAAACAUAUUAGAGAUGUUCGGUGUGUUACAGUGAAGCGCAGAGCCCUUUUUAGAGAUGCUAUUUUAAUUUUAAAAUUUUAGAUUUUGUAGGAGCUAAAAUGAAUUUGAAGUGGAACAUUGUGUUUAAGGUUUUGUGUUUACUUGUGGGUUUUAGAUUCACGGGAUGCGAGUGCUGAUUGUUCUUUAUGUGUGUGGAGAUUUGUUUGUUUUUUUCUGGAAGCUGCACUUUUGAUGUCUUUGUUAUGGUUGCUUUGUUUUAUCAGUAUUUUUAUUAAUAAGGAAAAUAAAAUUUAAAUCUAUGAAGGA